Messenger RNA from Chionomys nivalis (European snow vole), 7637 nucleotides. It is a transcript of the gene Slc7a2, whose product is annotated as solute carrier family 7 member 2. Gene Ontology annotation, biological process: transmembrane transport; amino acid transport. Gene Ontology annotation, cellular component: plasma membrane. Lineage: Eukaryota; Metazoa; Chordata; Mammalia; Rodentia; Cricetidae. The transcript is spliced from 12 exons. The record is from RefSeq and is a predicted model, not a curated record. Gene Ontology annotation, molecular function: amino acid transmembrane transporter activity. Bases 328 to 2304 code for a protein of 658 amino acids.
CUCCUCUUCUUGUCGGCCUCCCGUGCCGCUGGCUGACUCGCACUCGAGGCGUGCAUGAUCCACGGCGGCCACGCGGGUCGUAGAACUUGGGAUAGGGCCUGACACUGGGGCUCCGCUAGUGUCCACAGUCACUUUAGUUCCUGGGGACCCUCAGUAUCUCUCUCCGGGAGGGCAGCCUGCCUCCACACCCUGUACACGGAGUGGUUCCCCGAAGUCUCCUUUCGCUCCCUUGGGAUUCUUGGUUUAAAUUUGGAACAAGGCUUGGAUCGCUAAGAAGUCUUUUCCCAUCCUGCUCUGGAUCUGGUACGACAGGCUGCUCUCUUCACCAUGAUUCCCUGCAGAGCGGCGCUGACUUUUGCGCGAUGUCUGAUCCGGAGAAAAAUCGUCACACUGGACAGUCUAGAAGAUUCCAAACUCUGCCGCUGCUUAACCACCAUGGACCUCAUCGCCCUGGGGGUUGGAAGCACUCUUGGCGCUGGGGUUUAUGUCUUGGCUGGGGAAGUCGCCAAAGCAGAUUCUGGCCCCAGUAUUGUGGUAUCCUUCCUCAUCGCUGCCCUGGCCUCUGUGAUGGCAGGACUUUGCUACGCUGAAUUUGGGGCCCGAGUCCCCAAGACUGGAUCAGCUUAUCUAUACACAUACGUAACGGUUGGAGAACUGUGGGCCUUCAUCACUGGCUGGAAUCUCAUUCUGUCAUAUGUCAUAGGUACAUCCAGUGUCGCAAGAGCGUGGAGUGGCACCUUCGAUGAACUUCUAAACAAACAAAUUGGUCAGUUUUUCAAGACGUAUUUCAAGAUGAACUAUACUGGGCUGGCAGAAUACCCAGACUUUUUUGCUGUGUGCCUUAUACUACUUCUGGCAGGUCUGUUAUCCUUUGGAGUAAAAGAGUCCGCUUGGGUGAAUAAAUUCUUCACAGCUAUUAACAUCCUGGUCCUUCUCUUUGUCAUGGUGGCUGGGUUUGUGAAAGGAAAUGUGGCCAACUGGAAGAUCAGUGAAGACUUCCUCAAAAACAUAUCAGCGGGUGCCAGAGAACCGCCUUCUGAAAAUGGCACGAGCCUCUAUGGGGCUGGUGGUUUUAUGCCCUAUGGCUUCACAGGAACUUUGGCUGGUGCUGCAACUUGCUUUUAUGCCUUUGUGGGAUUUGACUGCAUUGCAACCACUGGGGAAGAGGUCCGGAAUCCCCAGAAAGCUAUUCCCAUUGGAAUAGUGACUUCCUUACUGGUUUGCUUUAUGGCCUAUUUUGGGGUUUCUGCAGCUUUAACGCUUAUGAUGCCUUACUACCUCCUGGAUGAGAAAAGCCCACUUCCGGUAGCGUUUGAAUAUGUCGGAUGGGGUCCUGCCAAGUAUGUUGUUGCUGCAGGCUCCCUCUGCGCCUUGUCAACAAGUCUUCUUGGAUCCAUUUUCCCAAUGCCUCGUGUAAUCUAUGCUAUGGCGGAGGAUGGGUUGCUUUUCAAAUGUCUAGCUCAAAUCAAUUCCAAAACGAAGACACCAAUAAUUGCUACUUUGUCAUCGGGUGCAGUAGCAGCUGUGAUGGCAUUCCUGUUUGACCUGAAGGCUCUUGUGGACAUGAUGUCCAUCGGCACCCUGAUGGCCUACUCUCUGGUCGCCGCCUGUGUGCUCAUCCUCAGGUACCAACCUGGCUUGUGUUACGAGCAGCCCAAAUACACCCCUGAGAAGGAAAUUCUGGAAUCAUGUACCAAUGCAACCUCGAAAAGCGAGUCCCAGGUCACCAUGUUACAAGGACAAGGUCUCAGCCUCCGAGCCCUCUUCAACCCCUCUGCUCUGCCCACACGACAGUCUGCUUCCCUCGUGAGCUUUCUGGUGGGAUUCCUGGCCUUUCUCAUCUUGGGCCUGAGUGUUCUGACCACGUACGGAGUCCAGGCCAUUGCCAGACUGGAAGCCUGGAGCCUGGCUCUUCUCGCCCUGUUUCUUGUCCUCUGCACGGCCGUCAUUCUGACCAUUUGGAGGCAACCACAGAAUCAACAAAAAGUAGCCUUCAUGGUCCCGUUCUUACCCUUUCUGCCGGCCUCCAGCAUCCUGGUCAACAUUUACUUGAUGGUCCAGUUAAGUGCAGACACGUGGGUCAGAUUCAGCAUCUGGAUGGUGCUUGGCUUUCUGAUUUACUUCGCUUAUGGCAUUAGACACAGCUUGGAGGGUAACCCCAGGGAUGAAGAAGAUGAUGAAGAUGUUUAUUCAGACAACAUCAGCGCAGCAACAGAAGAGAAAUCCGCCAUGCAGGCAAACGACCAUCACCAAAGGAGCCUCAGUUUACCUUUCAUAUUCCAUGAAAAGACAAGCGAAUGCUGAUACUGGCCCACGGUCUCACCACAUCGCUUAUGAGGAGUAAACUAUGCCGGACAUCACCAUCGUGCUGCGAUGUCAUGAGUUUGCUGUAGACAUGGCUCACCUAACUUAUAUUUCCUCCUCCAGACAGCCUCUCUUCAGAUGGUGAAUUAUGUGUCUGGGGAAACUGCCUGAGCGCACUCCUCGGCAAUGAGUAUCCCCAAAGUAACGUUCCGUGUGUGUCCAUGUAUGUUUGGGAAUGUGAAUGUUAAAUGUUCUUGGCUUUUAUUACCGUGUGACGUUUUCCCAGCGUCCUGAUGGGUGGCAUAUACUGCACAUGCUAAUAGAGGGUGUAUUGCGGAAUAGAGGUGUGUUCUGAUAUGUCCUGGGAGGUUAGGGAAAUAGUGAUGCCUUUCCUUAUUAGGUCUAUGACUGUCAACUUGGGCGUACUGAGAAUGCAGCCAGCUGUCGUGGUGUUUAGCAGUGAUCAGGGGAGAGCAGGAGAUAAGGAAUGAGCCUUUUCUAUACAUUACAGUGCCUUUAGAGUUAUCACACAUUGUCUUCUUCUACUUGCUAGGACUUUACUAAACUUUACAGAAGGAGUGUGCAUUUCUUCAGUAUGACAGGAUGGAGAGAAGAGUCUGUGACACCAGGUAGUCAGUACUGGUUUUGAGAGCCUUGGUCCUUAAAUAUAAUGCUUCUGCCUACUCCAAGUGGCAUGCUCCCCCAACCUCAACUUCAUCAAGGACUCAGGAGAGGGCCUAGGACCUGCUCGGGACCCUUUAAGUGAGAGAAUGAAUGUGGUCCCAUCUCACGGCAGGAGGACCAGAGAGACUUAGAGAGGCUCAGACAGGCUUUCUAUUUUUAAAAGUGAGUGAGGGCAGUAUAAGCCCCUGUGUCCCAUGUUUGGUGGAAUGGUUCAGGCUAUUUUCUGUUACUUAAUACCCAAUCACAGCUCAGCUUCUGUUGCUACAUCAAUCACUCUUUUGCUCUGGUACUUUCUCUGACCUACAUGGAAAUGGACGUGAUAGCAAAUUCUAUCUUUGCAACCAGAAGAAGAAGAAGAAGAAGAAGAAGAAGAAGAAGAAGAAGAAGAAGAAGAAGAAGAAGAAGAAGAAGAAGAAGAAGAAGAAGAAGAAGAUGAUGAUGAUGCAGGAACAUAUUGCUAGUCCAAUCUCACAGGGCAUUUGAUCCCAAUUUGUGGAUUUUAGACCUAAUAAACCUCUGAUGUUUCUUUUAGAAAUGUUUAGAGAUUCCUGCCCCCAUCCCAUCAUUUACCACUUUUUGCUUCAUUCGCUUUUAACUGGCCUCAUUAAACCUAUUAACACAGCUCUGAUAUUAUGCAAUAAAUCAUCAGUUACUUUCAGAACACAGUUUUUUAAAACUUUGAGUUAAAUAACCAAAUCGAAUUAAAAGCACAGUGAUCUUUGUGUAUGACUAAAUAAAUUUUAUAUGUAAGAUUCUCUGAUUGCUACAUUUUACUUUAUAGGGUUCUCUGAUAGUGGAUUAUAAAUCUCCGAUCAUUCUUAUUCCUUGUGAGUUAAUUUUGUAUAAGUAAUUAAAUGGUGUGUUAGAUAAAUCUAGAGGCUAGACAGGUAACACAGGGGCGGCACUCCCAGGCAACCAGAUGUUACCAAGAAUGCUAGUUGCCUUGCGUAAUCCAAAGACAAGGAAAUCAAUUGCUCUUUCAUAAUCCUUCUAAGAGAACAUUGAUUUUACUGAUGCCGUUUCCAAGCAGUUGUUGUACUUCGUGUGGAAGUAGGCGUUAAUUGCGGCUAUCAGCUAAGCAGACACAGGUUCUGGGCUCCUGGUUGUUAGCGAUGCCUCCCUGACCCAGGGCUUAGCGCUGACAUUCCAAAGUUUCCAGGGUGCACGUGAGAAAAUCCAAAGCCCAGAUACUCUUUCCAACUGCUUGCUUUACCACAGAAGAAAUGUAGAAGAAGCAAAGGCUAAAGGAGUAUGAGAAGCACUGUAGCAUGGUCAGGGAUUCUCACUACCAUUAGUAGAUGCCCACGGAGGGAGAACCAGGCAUGAGCCCACUUGUCAGUUAAGUAGUCCCAAGUGGUCAGCAUUACACACUUGUCCAUACAAGCAAUACUAAGUGGACUCAGCAGGUUACAUACAUACACACACAUGUAUAUAUGUAACAAUAAUAAAGAAGAGGUCAUGGAUUUGAUAUAAGGAGUAAGGGAUAUUGGAGAGGGAAAGGGAGGAUAGAAAUUAUCAGAACUAUAUACUCACAAAAAAUUCUCAAAAAUUUUAAAUUAAAAAAAAAAACCCUGCUUUUACAGCAGUGCCCUUCACACAGAAAAUGUGAACAAGGUCAUACAUGAAUCCCUGAGUUUCUUACUGUAAUAAAAACAUACGUCUGGACCGUGGUAGGCAACUAAAAGUAUUGUGCCCACUGAGGAUGUUCACACUGAAACACGUUGGAAACACGGAUGUCUGUGAAAGACGUUUUGUCAGAGACCAUGCUCUUUCUGUGAAGACCAGAAUGGAUAAGCAAGUCUGUAUGUGUAUAGUGUUUAUAAACACACUGACAUAUGUUUGUGUACUGUAUGUUUGUCUGUGUGUUUGUGGGGGGCUUUCGGUUAUCAGUGUGUAAGUAAGUUGGGUUUAUGAUGAGCUUUGGAUGUGAUAUUGUUACAUAGAUAAAAGCCCAAUUGAUGUGGCGAGAGACUAAUGUUUUAUAUCGAUAGAUAUUUUAGAUUUUAAGCUAUUUUAAAAUAUACAAUUUUAUAUGUAUAUUUUCUAUAGAUAGAUUCUUUAAGACAUAUUUAUCAUGUUUCUAAUAUGAAAUCACUAAGCUCUAGUAUAUUAUGACGGGUGCUUUUGAAUCUGAAUGGAGUAGGGGUAGGGACCUUGGGAUGUUCUUGUUUAUUUGUUUCUGUGGCAUUGUUUCUGACACACCUGUGCCUGUGUGUGCUUGCCAGCAAACGCCAGUACUACCACCUCUUUGCCAACCCCCUGUCCCCCUGAACUUGAGUUCAUAACACUGUGAGCAAAGCGUCCUGUUCUGCUUUGUAGGAUCACCCAAAUAUUUUGUAUAGAUUUGACUAGCAAGCAAAUGAUACAGAAAGUCAAAUAUGGAUGCCUUCUUCUAUUCAUCAUGGUGAGCAACAGUUUAUAGUACUUUAUUUUUUUCUUACCCUGAGAACUGUGUUGUUGGCAUUUUCAGUGAGAUGGUCUCCUCACAGCACCUUAAUUUCAUACUCUUCACAAAAGAGAACGAUCUGGGAAUUAGCACAUAAAGAUCACACCAAUCAUUUAUUUAAAAGGGCGCUUAUGAAAACUCAGGUUUAGAAACUCCUGAGAAAAACUUAACUAGAAUCUAUGAGAUAUACUAAAAUAUCUUAAUCUUGUUUCCUUAGUGAAACAAGUCAAGAAAACUAACCAAAAUAUUAUACAUGUAUGUAUCAACAUUAAUAUGUAAAAUUAACAUUGAAACUACUGUUGGUUUGUUAACUUUAGUUAACCGUAACUGAUUUAAAAAGAACACCAGCAUCUGAAUAGUCUUCCUAAAGAAGAAAAGCUUAGAUAAUUUUAAUUUUUAUAAAGCUUUUCUUUUAACCAAAUUUUCCCACAUCCUGAAUGUUUUCUAAUAAAACACUGUGAUUCAGAAUUGUUGCUAGAUCAUUUUCUAAGUUUGUUUGACCAUUUAGUAAAGGUGAAGGAGAAUGAUUGCCCUACAGUGCUAAGGAGACAGAAGGAAUAACUGCACCUUACCUUCUCCCUUCAUAUAGUAUAUCAGGGUGUAUGCACGCACACAUGCCUGCGUACACUCACGCACAUAUGGUGGCUAUGUAAGAAAGAAAAUCAGAGUGUAUCCCAAAAUCGCCACCCAGAUGAUGAAGUUGCACUAAAAUUCCAGGUCUUGCUUCUUUGCAGCACUACUUGGGAUUUCUCCAGAUACCCUUCAAGUGAUAGUCCCUAAGAUACCGUUUCCAUGGCACUUUAGAAGAUGAUAGUCCCUAAGAUACAGUUUUCACAGCACUUUAGAAGACAAUAGUCCCUAAGAUACAGUUUCCAUGGCACUUUAGAAGAUUGAGUUUCGAGCAUUGUGAAUGGAUGAUUCACAUUCACAUAGUGUGUAGGGGUUGGUGGCAGGGGUGCCGUUAUCUGUUUUUUUUGUUUUGUUUUGUUUUGUUUUGUUUUUUGUUUUGCUAGUUCCAAAACAGUGCCUUCUCUGUACAUGUUCUACUUUAUAUAUCAAGGAAAAGUACUGAAAUUCAUGUAGUAAAUAAUGCCAGCAAGGGUCAUCUUAGCUCUAGAUGUGAAGAUAAGGUCGCUAGACUUCACUGUUUAGCUGAGAUGGGGUUUUCCUUAUAUACUUGUAUUUAAAGAAUUUAAAAUAGCUUUGUGGGUUUUGAGAAGUCUGAUACUACUGUUGCAUUACUGGUUUAGGUGUUGGUUUUUGUAGUAUUCAUAAUUGUUUAUAUUUACACCGUUUUCCUCUUACUGGUUUCAAAUGUAUUCUGUUAUAGCAUAACCCUAUUUUAACACUACUGGCCAGGAGUUCUCUACUUGUCUGUCCUUACCCAAGUCCUGAAGCCACUGCCACAAUCUCUGGACUCUAAGCAGCCUUUCUGACCCCUGACGGCCCCAUAGAGAUUUCCAGCUAGGAGCCCCGUUUAAUGCCACGACCAGGCAGCCUGCUGUUACAGGGUGUGUGUGCUUAUAUUCUGCUGUUACGGGGAUGUGUGUGCUUAUAUUCUGGAGAUGUCUAAGAUAGUGAGGUAGAGUAGGAAGUAAAGAACUUCUAAUGAAUUACGGUCAUGUGGAAUCCUUAACUUCAGUUCUAGGUAUCUCAUCAGUCUGUUUAGGGGAAUAAGGACCAAGGAAUAUCUGUGACUUGUGGAGGGGUGUGGCUGUGUCUUGGAACUGGCAUGGUAGGGCCUGGCCUGCUGUUUUUCCUGCAGGCACGCAGCCUCAAGGCGAGAAAUACAUGGUCAAGUCCCUGUUGGUAGAAAGCUUUGUACUGCCAGCAGGGUGGCCUACUGUACCCACACCUCGCUGAUGAGCCCCACGUUUUUCAUGUCCACUAGCAGUGUCAAAUUGUUUUAUUGCUUUAUUUUGUUGUCGUUAUAUUUAAUAGCAGUUGUGCAGAAAACCUAAAACAAUCCGGAACUUCUGUGUCUACAAAACCCGACAAGUACCCUAUCGUAAGUACUUGUGCAAAUGUAAAAACGUUUUGUUCAUGAAAUAAUUUUGAUGUUUUUAAUGAUAAUUGGUGUUGCUUUUUACAUAUAAAGUUGAACUCCUUUUUUUAGAAUUUGUAAUAAAAACUAUUGCUGCUUCAACUGUUACCAUGUUAUGCUUUAUAAUGUAACCAUGUGUUUUUAAAUAAACCUUAAUAU